Messenger RNA from Cajanus cajan (pigeon pea), 1643 nucleotides. The record is from RefSeq and is a predicted model, not a curated record. NCBI's taxonomy places the organism in Eukaryota, Viridiplantae, Streptophyta, Magnoliopsida, Fabales, Fabaceae.
AGCAAGUCAUUGCCGUGUUUGACCUCAACUCAAAGCCAAGCAGCGUUGUACUCACACACGACACAAAUACACGCCAACGCAACUCACGGCAUAGCACAGCACGCAUAAACGAACUCAGAUUUCAUUCUCUCUCGCACUUUCAUUCUCCAACUUCUUUAUGCUAAUCCCCUUCCCCUCUCAUCACUUUUCUCUUUCACCACUCAAGAUUAUUUUCAUCGCCCAACACAAACAUGACACGAACUAAUGGGAAUGAUGCCAGAGCCGUUAACAACACUUUCGAAACUAUAAACGCUGCUGCUUUUGCCAUAGCCUCUGCCCAGAAUCGCGUUAUUCAACCUCCUUCCCAGAAGAAAAGAUGGGGAAACUGGUUGAGCAAAAUUGGGUGUUUUGGAUAUCAGAAAAACCGAAAGCGCAUAGGGCAUGCUGUGCUUGUUCCAGAAACAAUCCCCAAUGGAGCUGAUCCUGCUGCAGCUGUUAGUUCAACUCAAGCGCCUAGUAUAACACUUCCCUUCGUUGCGCCUCCUUCGUCACCUGUAUCUUUCUUUCAAUCAGAACCUCCUUCAACUGCACAAUCACCAGUUGGUAAAUUAUCUCACACUUGUGUGUCUGCCAGCAUGUACUCUCCUGGUGGCCCUGCCUCAAUCUUUGCCAUUGGCCCUUAUGCUCAUGAAACUCAAUUAGUCUCACCACCUGUUUUCUCAGCUUCCUCCACUGCUCCUUUCACUCCACCGCCCGAAUCCGUCCACAUGACCACGCCUUCUUCGCCCGAGGUUCCAUUUGCUCAGCUACUAGACCCCAAUAGGAACGGUGAAACCUUUCAGAGGUUCCAAAUAUCUCACUAUGACUUCCAAUCCUAUCAGUUUCAUCCCGGAAGUCCUGUUGGUCAACUGAUAUCACCAAGAUCUGCCAUCUCAGCUUCCGGCACCUCAUCUCCACUCCCUGACUCUGAAUUUAAUGCCACUUUCUCCCAUAUCCUUGAUUUCCAAAGAACAGACCCUCCCAAGCUUCUCAACUUAGAUAAACUAUCUGCUUAUGAAAAGCAAAAAUCAAACCAAGGUUCUGGAUCUUUGACCCCAGAUGCUGCAAGGUCCACAAGUCAAACUGGUUUUCUUUCAAAUCAUUGGGUUUCUGAGAUCAAAAUGUCUCCACAUCCAAGCAAUAAUCGCCUGAGUGAGAUUAGUAUUAACCACAGGGUUUCAUUUGAAUUAUCCUCCCAAAAAGUAUUGAAAUCUCUUGAGAACAAGCCUGCAGCAUCAGCAUGGACUAAGGUCCUGUCAAAACUGAAAGAUGAUGCAGCAACAGCUGACAAAGAAGAAAAUUCUGUAGAAACAGAGCGUGAUGACAAACAAGUCCUUGCUGAAAAUCCCAAUGAUCAACCACUGGAAACCACUUUGGGUGGAGAUAAGGCAACAGUUAAUGAGAAGGAUCAGUCCUUGACUCUUUCUUCUGCUAAAGAAUUCAAUUUUGAUAAUGCAGAUGGAAGAGAUAAUGUAGUUGCUGAUUGGUGGGCUAAUGAGAAAGUUGCAGGGAAGGAGGGAGGGGCCUCCAAGGAUUGGUCCUUUUUCCCAAUGAUUCAACCUGGUCUCAGCUAACCAAUAAGGACUCACACUAUGGCUUCUUGUUUACCAAUUUGGCAUUGGUUU